UGAACACAUUCAAAUUACUUCAGCUUGGUUACCAUCGAAUAAUCAUGCCUAAAGGAAAUAUAUCUGGUGUAAAACAACGAGUUACAAAGAAAAGUUUUAGUGGUAAGAAAAGAAAGGCUUUCAAAGGUAUCCCAAAGCACAGAAAGAUCGCGGAAAAUGCAUCGAAGAGACCUAAGAUUGGAGAUCACGUUUGUUGGUGAGGAUGACGUGGUAAGCGAGCAAAUUCCGGAGCCUCGUGCCUGUGUUUCUUCGAGAAAGCUACAGAAAAGUGACAAUGAAAGUGGAUCUGAUGAGGAUAUUUCUCAUGAAAUGCCAGUGGCCAAGCUAAGGGGUAUCGGCUUGUGCACAUGGAAAGUCUUCUAGAGUUUGUUGAGAGGGUUCACUCAGCCAGCCAAUAUUGUGCUUCAGGCUAUGUGAAACUUAAAGAGAGACACAAAUACUGCCCUGUAAACUCAUGGUGUAAAUUCAAGAAGCGACUAAAAGAUGUUGACAAGCCCCAUCACCCUGAUGUGGUUUUUGUGAAGCAUCUAAAACCAAUUUACAGCAGGCUCAGCGACCCAGCUCUUCUGAACAGAUGUCUCCCUGGAAUCACACAGAAUGCAAAUGAAUCUAUUAAUGCUCUGGUUUGGAACAUGUUCCCUAAACACAAAUGGUAUGGGAAGAAGAGGAUUGUCAUUGCAUCUGCUUCAGCAGCACUGCAUUUCAGCUGUGGCGCAAAGGCCAAACACGAUGUUAUGGUCAAGGCUGGCAUUGGUGUUGGAACCUUUACCAAAACAGUAAGUAAAAGGAGAGAUUUAGAGAGAGUGUCACAGGCAGAGAAGAGAAUUCAGGGACAACACAAAAAUUACAGACUUGCCAGGAGCCAAGCAAGGAAAAGGGAUGAGAACAUGAGACUUAACAAAGAAGGCCCAACAUAUGAGGCUGGAGCCUUUAAUUUGUAGCCCCCAGGAGUGUAAAACUGCCUCGAUAUAGUUAAUAUUCUUUUCUUUUUAUUUCAAAAUUGUUUGAGAGUGAUAUUUUGGUGCUGAAUGAUGCUAUAAUCACCUUAAAUUGAUAUUGCAUUUGUUAAAGGAGGGGCUUUUCUCACAACUUUAAGAGCAGUUUUCUCAAAACUGCUCUUUUGCGGUAGUUGCCAUCUGCCCCCACCAUUUUUUUUACUUCAUUUUAUGACCAAUUUUUGUGAAAUUUGGUACAGGCUAUCAUUUUGAUGUAAGCUGUGAUCCUGUGGAGCAAAAUUGGAUUUAGUUAAAUAAUUGAGUAGAUAUUAGAUCAACUUCCUUAUAUGGAAGUGUUCGGUUGCCAUGGUAGCACCAAAGAUCCUAUUCCGAAUCUGCUCCAUAGGAUCACAGUUUAAUCCAUGGUAGUUGUGCCUGAGAAGUUUCAACCAUUUUCAAUGAA
This is a messenger RNA of Stylophora pistillata, 1398 nucleotides long. RefSeq lists its product as uncharacterized. The record is from RefSeq and is a predicted model, not a curated record. Lineage: Eukaryota; Metazoa; Cnidaria; Anthozoa; Scleractinia; Pocilloporidae.